Messenger RNA from Oryctolagus cuniculus (rabbit), 1543 nucleotides. The record is from RefSeq and is a predicted model, not a curated record. Lineage: Eukaryota; Metazoa; Chordata; Mammalia; Lagomorpha; Leporidae.
CUGAGCCAGGUGUACAGUAGCUAACAGUAAGUAACUGCUGUUCACGCUGGGCCUGUUUCUUGGCCCUCGCUUCUACUCUGCUACGUUGGUAGGGUGAUGUUGGGUAGUCAAGAAUAGCAAACUCUGCAAGCUUGGAGCUGCACCAAGGCCAGCCCAUCCCUGGGAAAGGAUACGGGCAGAAUGCUCUGCUCGGAGCAGCAGGAAGGCACAGCUGCUGCCGAGUCACACUGGCUCCUGGAGGAAGACGCAGGAGGGGCCCGAGUUAUCCGGAGGCCUGGAUGCGCUAGGGAGGACAGUGGUCCAGGACCUCUCGGUCAUGGCGGCCCUCGGCUUAGGCUUCCUCACCUCAUCUCUGCGAAGACACGGCUGGAGCAGCGUGGCCUUCAACCUCUUCCUGCUGGCCGUGGGCGUGCAGUGGGCAGUCCUGCUUGAUGGUUUCCUGAACCAACCCUUCCAUGGGAAGGUGUCCAUCAAACUGUCCAGCCUUCCGCCGGCCGCCAUGAGCGCCACGUCCGUGCUGAUCUCUGCGGGCGCCGUCCUGGGCAAGGCCAGCCUCGUGCAGCUGCUGGUGAUGGCGCUGGUGGAGGUGACGGCCUUCAGCACGUUAAGGAUGCUCGACAGGAGGGUCCUGAACAUGGACAACCACGUGAGCAUGAUGCACAUCCACGUGUUCGCAGCCUAUUUUGGGCUGACUGUGGCCUGGUUCCUGUCAAAGCCUCUGCCCGAGGGAGUCGAGGAGAAAGAAAAGAUGGCCACGAGCCCCAGUUUGUUUGCCAUGCUGGGCACCCUCUUCUUGUGGAUCUUCUGGCCGAGUUUCAACUCCGCUCUGCUGGACAUUCCUAAUGAGAGGAAGCUCGCCGUGCUCAACACCUACUACGCCCUCGCGGUCAGCACAGUGAUAGCCACUUCCGCGUCGGCCUGGACGCACCCUCAGGGGAAAAUCAACCUGACUCACAUCCACAAUGCGGUGCUGGCAGGAGGUGUGGCUGUGGGUGCAUCUUGUCACCUGAUCCCUUACCCUCCCCUCGCCAUGGGGCUGGGCCUUGUGGCUGGGCUGAUCUCCGUCUCAGGAGCCGUGUGCUUGCCGGUGUGUCUUCACCGCGUGCUGAGGAUUCACGACACCAGCGGUGUCCACUACACCUUCGGCUUGCCGGGCCUCCUCGGGGGCAUCACCUACAUUGUGCUGAUGGUGCUUCAGGCCAGCUGGGCCAGCAGUCCCUGGGUCGGCUUCCAGGUGCUCAACGACGCUGGGGCGCUCAGCCUGGCCGUGGCGAUGGGCCUGGCGUCCGGUCUCCUGGCAGGUUUGGUCCUAAAUCUCAAAAUAUGGAGAGCACCUCAUGUGGCAAAAUUUUUUGAUGACCAAGCCUUCUGGGAGUUUCCUCAUCUGGCUGCUGGAUUUUAAGCAAGCAGGUCCACGGGAGACGAGAGCUGCGUGGAAGCCACGUUGCCCAGCUUCGUGUGCCGCACUCAUCACGGCCACGUCCCCUCCCAUGCAAGGAAACAGGGUCAGGUGUCACUGCAUAUUAAAAAACAAAAGAUCAAA